AGAUGAGCCCCUUGGGGCUGUUCCCGUGCUGACAGCCUGAGGCGUGCCCCCCGCACCCGCCGUGCCUGCCACCCGCCAUGUCCCAGAUGUUGCACAUUGAGAUCCCCAACUUCGGGAACACUGUGCUGGGCUGCCUGAACGAGCAGCGCCUGCUGGGCCUCUACUGCGAUGUGUCCAUCGUGGUCAAGGGCCAGGCCUUCAAGGCCCACCGUGCCGUGCUGGCCGCCAGCAGCCUCUACUUCCGGGACCUGUUCAGCGGCAACAGCAAGAGCGCCUUCGAGCUGCCAGGCACGGUGCCACCCGGCUGCUUCCAGCAGAUCCUGUCUUUCUGCUACACGGGCAAGCUGACCAUGGCGGCCAGUGAGCAGCUCGUGGUCAUGUACACGGCUGGCUUCUUGCAGAUUCAGCACAUAGUGGAGCGAGGCACCGACCUCAUGUUCAAGGUGAGCUCGCCCCACUGCGACUCGCAGACCGCCAUGAUCGAGGACGCCAGCUCCGCGCCCCAGAGCCCCUGCAACCAGCUGCAGCCCGCCACCGCCACGUCCUACGUUGUGUCCCCCUCGGUGCCCAUCCCGCUGCUGACCCGCGUGAAGCAUGAAGCCAUGGAGCUGGCGCCGGCCGCUGGCCCCAACCUGGUCCCCAAGCGCCCACUGGAGACAGGGCCCCGGGACGGUGUGGCAGUGGCCUCGGGCGCCGCGGUGGCAGCCGGUGCUGCCCCUCUCAAGCUGCCCCGAGUCUCCUACUACGGGGUGCCCAGCCUGGCCACCCUCAUCCCCAGCAUCCAGCCGGUACCCUACACCCAGGGCGAGAGGACCAGUCCAGGGGCCAGCAGCCUGCCCACCACCGACAGCCCCACCUCCUACCACAACGAGGAGGAUGACGAGGACGACGAGGCCUACGACACCAUGGUGGAGGAGCAGUACGGCCAGAUGUACAUCAAAUCCACCGGCAGCUACUCAGUGCAAGAGAAACCAGAGCCCGUGCCCCUGGAAAGCCGUUCCUGUGUCCUCAUCCGGCGCGACCUGGUGGCCCUGCCCGCCAGCCUCAUCAGCCAGAUCGGGUACCGCUGCCACCCUAAGCUCUACUCAGAGGGCGACCCCGGCGAGAAGCUGGAGCUGGUGGCAGGUUCUGGGGUCUACAUCACGCGUGGCCAGCUGAUGAACUGUCACCUGUGUGCGGGGGUGAAGCACAAGGUCCUGCUGCGGAGGCUCCUGGCCACCUUCUUCGACAGGAACACGCUGGCCAACAGCUGCGGAACAGGCAUCCGUUCCUCCACCAGCGACCCCAGCCGCAAGCCGCUCGACAGCCGAGUCCUGAACGCUGUGAAACUGUACUGCCAGAACUUCGCGCCGAGCUUCAAGGAGAGCGAAAUGAAUGUGAUUGCGGCAGACAUGUGCACCAACGCGCGCCGCGUCCGUAAGCGCUGGCUGCCCAAGAUCAAGUCCAUGCUGCCCGAGGGUGUGGAGAUGUACCGCACGGUCAUGGGCGCCUCGGCCGCCAGCGUGCCCCUCGACCCCGACUUCCAGCCCGCCACCGCUGCCCAGGUGUUCGAACAGCGCAUGUUUGCCGAGCGCCGAGGCGACGCCGCUGCCAUCGUGGCUCUGAGGACGGACACCGUGAAUGUCGAUCUGGGCGCUGUCUCCACUGCUAACCCCGCCUUCGAGGCCAGCGAGGAGGCCGACGGGGCCGGCUCGGUCAUCCAGGAGGUGGCCGCCCCCGAGCCCCUGCCCAGCGACGGCCAGAGCCCGCCGCAGCCUUUCGACCAGGGCAGCACCAGCUCCAGCCGGCCCGAGACGCCGGCCCGGAGACCGGAGGCGGCCAGCUACGCGGGGACUUUGUAAGGGCGAACGGUUGAGCGAGCGAGCGAGCGGGGAGGCGCGGCCGCGGGCUCGGAAGGACCUCAGCACUAGAGCUGCUUGCAUGCAAUACUAAUCCAGACCAGUGCGUUUGAGCCACACCCCUGAACUGCUACUGUUGCCUGAAACCAACGUGACUCUAUCCUGCCUGUAUUUAAACCUUACGAAGGAAA
Messenger RNA from Orycteropus afer afer, 2029 nucleotides. It is a transcript of the gene NACC2, whose product is annotated as NACC family member 2. NCBI's taxonomy places the organism in Eukaryota, Metazoa, Chordata, Mammalia, Tubulidentata, Orycteropodidae. Gene Ontology annotation, biological process: regulation of transcription by RNA polymerase II. Gene Ontology annotation, molecular function: RNA polymerase II cis-regulatory region sequence-specific DNA binding; DNA-binding transcription factor activity, RNA polymerase II-specific; protein binding. The record is from RefSeq and is a predicted model, not a curated record.